Messenger RNA from Ornithodoros turicata, 666 nucleotides. RefSeq lists its product as uncharacterized. The coding region runs from base 1 to 666 and encodes 221 amino acids. Lineage: Eukaryota; Metazoa; Arthropoda; Arachnida; Ixodida; Argasidae. The record is from RefSeq and is a predicted model, not a curated record. The transcript has a single exon.
AUGAGGUACGAUUUCCAGUUGCUUUACGUCCCGAGAAAAAACUUGAUCGUCCCCCACGUGCUAUCACGGGCCCAUGGAAAUAACUCAGAGUCCGCCCAUGUGGCCUGCAAUGACGUCGAAGUCCAUGCUAUCGAGACUCGCAAGAGCCUUGUUAGUGAAGCAACAGCAGCACGAAUAGCCCUUGAAACUACGGACUCCACACUGCGUAACAUUAUGGAGCAACUGGAAAACCACCAACCCAUCAUGGGAGAGUUAAAGACAGUGCAGUCUGAACUGACCAUGGUUGACGGGCUUCUGUUGAAAGGUACGAAGGCUGUAAUACCGACAAGCAUGAGAUCAGAGAUGCUUCAGCGAAUUCAUGAUGGACACCUCGGUAUUAAUAAAUGCUGGACAAGGCCUCGCCAGCUGGUAUUUUGGCCCGGUCUCAGCAGAGACAUAAAGUCACUGAUCAAACGAUGUGCCACCUGCCAGGAGUUCUCUUACCAGCAGGCCCAGGAACCAUUUGUAAUGAGACAAGUACCCUACCGUCCAUGGCAACGAAUUGGAGUCGACUUGUGCCAGUACACCAGAAACUCUUUUCUAGUUGCCUACGAUGCGUACUCUAACUUCCCGGAAGUUGAACAGCUAGACAACACGAGUGCACACGCCGUGGUGGAAAAAAACUAG